AUGGUCAAGUCCAAGAACCUCAAGAGAUCGCGUCGCGACGAGGACGACGACGUCUCAAGCGAGGAAGUCACAAAGUCGAGCAAGAAGACCAAGACCUCUGCUGCCCCUGAUUCCGGCAAGGACGACGACGGCAAUGCUUGGUGGGCCCUUGGUGGUAAUCGCAGAGCCACCGUCACCGAUUUCAAAGGCACAACCUACGUCAACAUCCGAGAGUACUAUAUGGACAAAAAUGGUGAUGCCAAGCCGGGAAAGAAGGGCAUCAUGCUGAACCUGGAGGCAUACGGCGUUUUGGUGGGAGCCAUCCCCGCUAUCAACGCCGAGCUCCAAGCCAAGGGCCAUGAAGCUCCAGAGAUCUCUUCGAUCGCGCCUGCCGCCGCCGCCGCCCCGGCUUCAGCGAAGGCACCCAAGAAGACAACCGCGAAGGACAUGAAGAAAAGCAACAAGAAAUCGAACAUCGAAGCGACCAGUGACGAGGACGAGGAAGAUGAGGAGGACAAGGAAGAGGGUAUCUAG
This is a messenger RNA of Anthostomella pinea, 513 nucleotides long. The record is from the annotation of a GenBank genome assembly. NCBI's taxonomy places the organism in Eukaryota, Fungi, Ascomycota, Sordariomycetes, Xylariales, Xylariaceae.